UUCAAAAACAAGAGAAGCAAAAAAAGAAGAGAAAAUUGAGAAAGCUUCAAUGGCGGAAAAACAUGAAAAUCUCAGCUCAACCUCGGAACAACAUUCGUCUUCUUCUGCCUCUGCUUAUCAAAAAUCUCCAGAAGAUGCCCUCAAGAAACAACCCCAGCUCCCAUCAUUUCAGGGUUCACCGAUGGUGAAUUAUCAGAUGCUCCAAGCCAUGUAUCCUACACUACUUCCUGGAGCUCUCGGUAUGCAGCCAAUCCAGGAGGAGUUGAACCAUGGACCAGGCCUUUAUGCUGUACCUGUUGCCCCUUUUAUGGGACAAUAUGCAGGGUUUCCACCAAACACUCUAAUUCCAUUUACUUACGCUGUACCUACUGGACCUAGUAUUCCAGAAAAUGGAGCUGUAGGUGAGGAGCAAGGUCAGAUGGGACAGCAGCAGCCUCAGCAGCAACAGCUUGGACCCCAACGACAAAUAGUUGUCAGAAGAUUUCAAAUUGCAUUUCAGCUAGAUCUCUUGCUUAUUUUGAAGCUGGCUGCAGUAAUUUUUUUGUUCAAUCAAGAUGGAUCAAGACAGAGGCUUGUUCUGCUUGUGUUUUUAGCUUCACUUGUGUACCUAUAUCAAACUGGAGCUCUUGCACCUUUGGUACGGUGGCUUUCACAAGGAAUGCAGAGGGCUGCUGCACCUCCUCAACCACCUAGGCCAGCUGUCAGGGCAGAUAAUGUACCAGGUGCUGGAAGGCAAGGAAAUGACAAUGUUGCAGCUGGAGAGGGACAACCUGGAGGCGAGAAUGAAAAUCUACUAGGUAACGACGUAAAUAGGGUAGGUGAGAAUGAGCAGGCAGUGGAACCCAGAGCUGCUGACGGUGGCAACCGCUGGUGGGGUAUUGCAAAGGAGAUCCAAAUGAUUGUCUUUGGCUUCAUAACUUCCCUUCUUCCAGGUUUUCACAACAUUGACUAGAUUGUACAGAUCAAGUAGCAGUUGCAGAUAGCAAAGAGGGAUGAAGAGAACUUUCCCUGUUUUCAAAAUUUACAAUAGCCAAUAUUCUGUUGCUACCAUGUGUUUUGAGAGGACAUCAAAUGUAUAACUUAAAGAUUGUUUUCUCUUCUAUUUUGUCAUAACAUAGAUCUAAAUGAUGUUGUUGUUCUUAAUAUGAUUGGCGAGGUUGUGUUUAAUUAGUGAAAAUAGUUGUUUAAUCCUCUA
This is a messenger RNA of Solanum verrucosum, 1195 nucleotides long. RefSeq lists its product as uncharacterized. The coding region runs from base 50 to 952 and encodes 300 amino acids. The record is from RefSeq and is a predicted model, not a curated record. NCBI's taxonomy places the organism in Eukaryota, Viridiplantae, Streptophyta, Magnoliopsida, Solanales, Solanaceae. The transcript is spliced from 5 exons.